This is a messenger RNA of Galeopterus variegatus (Sunda flying lemur), 2446 nucleotides long. RefSeq names its product drosha, ribonuclease type III (gene DROSHA). The transcript has 19 exons. Gene Ontology annotation, biological process: regulation of gene expression; primary miRNA processing; rRNA processing. Gene Ontology annotation, cellular component: nucleus. The record is from RefSeq and is a predicted model, not a curated record. The annotation marks the transcript as partial. NCBI's taxonomy places the organism in Eukaryota, Metazoa, Chordata, Mammalia, Dermoptera, Cynocephalidae. Gene Ontology annotation, molecular function: ribonuclease III activity; double-stranded RNA binding.
GCGGGCUGCGCCACUGCCGUGGUGGCCGCGGUGUUAACCUGGCUUUACUCUGACAACGACCUCGCGGCCCGAGAGCCUUUUAGCUUACAUUCUCUGUGGAAGAUGUGACAUAUCCAGACAGUACAUCAUGAUGCAGGGCAAUACAUGUCAUAGAAUGUCAUUCCACCCAGGACGAGGGAGUCCCCGAGGUGCCCCUUCCACCACAUUCUCGAACUCUCCAGCCCCCAAUUUUUUGCCUCCACGACCAGACUUUGUACCCUUCCCUCCACCCAUGCCUCCGUCAGCACAAGGCCCUCUUCCCCCCUGCCCAAUUAGGCCCCCUUUCCCCAACCACCAGAUGAGGCACCCCUUCCCAGUGCCUCCCUGUUUUCCUCCCAUGCCACCUCCGAUGCCCUGUCCUAAUAAUCCCCCAGUCCCUGGAGCACCUCCUGGACAAGGCACUUUCCCCUUCAUGAUGCCCCCUCCUUCCAUGCCUCACCCCCCACCCCCUCCGGUCAUGCCACAGCAGGUUAAUUAUCAGUACCCUCCAGGGUACUCGCACCACAGUUUCCCACCUCCCAAUUUUAAUAGUUUCCAGAACAACCCCAGUUCUUUCCCGCCCAGUGCUAAUAACAGCAGUAGUCCUCACUUCAGGCAUCUCCCCCCAUACCCACUCCCAAAGGCUCCCAGUGAAAGAAGGUCCCCAGAAAGGCUCAAACACUACGAUGAUCACAGGCACCGAGAUCACAGUCAUGGGCGAGGUGAGAGGCAUCGGUCCCUGGAUCGUCGGGAUCGAGGCCGAAGUCCUGACAGGAGAAGACAAGACAGCCGCUACAGAUCCGAUUAUGACCGAGGGAGAACGCCAUCUCGCCACCGCAGCUAUGAGCGGAGCAGAGAGCGGGAACGGGAGAGACACAGGCAUCGGGACAGCCGAAGAUCACCAUCUCUGGAAAGGUCCUACAAAAAAGAGUAUAAGAGAUCUGGAAGGAGUUAUGGUUUACUGGUUGUUCCUGAACCUGCUGGAUGCACACCAGAAUUACCUGGGGAGAUUACUAAAAAUACAGAUUCUUGGGCCCCACCCCCGGAGACUGUGAUUCAGAGUCUGGAGGGAGGCAGUGGCUGGUACUUGUUUGGUGGCUCGGUGACAGCAGGGCUCUGCUGUCUUCUUGAGCAUCCUCCACAGGGAGAUUCUACUGUAGUUGGGACAAGUAGACUCCGUGACUUAUAUGACAGAUUUGAGGAAGAGUUGGGGAGCAGGCAAGAAAAGGCCAAAGCUGCCAGACCACCGUGGGAACCUCCAAAGACCAAGCUAGAUGAAGAUUUAGAGAGUUCCAGUGAAUCUGAGUGUGAGUCUGAUGAAGACAGCACCUGUUCUAGCAGUUCAGACUCGGAAGUUUUUGACGUCAUUGCAGAAAUCAAACGCAAAAAGGCCCACCCUGACCGACUGCACGACGAACUUUGGUACAACGACCCAGGCCAGAUGAAUGAUGGACCACUCUGCAAAUGCAGUGCAAAAGCGAGACGCACAGGAAUUAGGCACAGCAUUUAUCCUGGAGAAGAGGCCAUCAAGCCCUGUCGUCCAAUGACCAACAAUGCUGGCAGACUUUUCCACUACCGGAUUACAGUCUCCCCUCCUACAAACUUUUUAACUGACAGGCCAACUGUUAUAGAAUACGAUGAUCACGAGUAUAUCUUUGAAGGAUUUUCUAUGUUUGCACAUGCCCCCUUGACCAAUAUUCCACUGUGUAAAGUAAUCAGAUUCAACAUAGACUACACAAUUCAUUUCAUUGAAGAGAUGAUGCCUGAGAAUUUUUGUGUGAAAGGGCUUGAACUCUUUUCACUGUUCCUAUUCAGAGACAUUUUGGAAUUAUAUGACUGGAAUCUUAAAGGUCCUUUGUUUGAAGACAGUCCUCCCUGCUGCCCAAGAUUUCACUUCAUGCCACGUUUUGUAAGAUUUCUUCCAGAUGGAGGAAAGGAGGUGUUGUCCAUGCACCAGAUUCUCCUCUACUUAUUACGGUGUAGCAAAGCCCUAGUACCUGAAGAGGAGAUUGCCAAUAUGCUUCAGUGGGAGGAGCUCGAGUGGCAGAAAUAUGCAGAAGAAUGCAAGGGCAUGAUUGUCACCAACCCCGGAACGAAACCAAGCUCUGUCCGCAUCGAUCAACUGGAUCGUGAGCAGUUCAACCCCGAUGUGAUUACGUUUCCGAUUAUCGUCCACUUUGGGAUACGCCCUGCACAAUUGAGUUAUGCAGGAGACCCACAGUACCAGAAACUGUGGAAGAGUUAUGUGAAACUUCGCCACCUCCUAGCAAAUAGUCCCAAAGUCAAGCAAACCGACAAACAGAAGCUGGCACAGAGGGAGGAAGCUCUUCAAAAAAUACGACAGAAGAAUACAAUGAGGCGAGAGGUAACCGUGGAGCUAAGUAGCCAAGGAUUCUGGAAAACUGGCAUUCGUUCUGAUGUCUGUCAG